CUCGCUCUCACGUACUAAAGCGACGGGGAAAAGAGAGGCAGCAUUAUACUUCGACUAGUUUAGGUAGUCUCAUGAACACGCGCCACCGCCAUUUUGUGUUCAGUGUAACGUUCCUACGAACUCGAAAGGACGCGUAACGCGUUACAACAUGGAAAACACGAAGUCAGAUGAAUGGACAGAAGAGAAAUGUAUACAACUGAUACGAGAGUUCCGUGCGAGACCGGUACUCUGGGAUCCGAAAGAUGCGUUCUUUUUCAAAAAAACUUUAAAACCCGUAGCUUGGAGGGAAAUCGGCACAAUCAUCAAUUGCGAUCCGGACGCGUGCAAACACAAAAUGGUCGUGCUAAUGUCAUCGUUCAGAAGAGAAAAGGCGAAAAUUAUGCACGGUUUAGCGGAUAGAAAUGCAGAUGGAUCGGGGAACAGCUACAAGAGCACGUGGUUCGCGUUCAAAGAAAUGGCGUUUUUGAUGGACAAAGAUAACGAGAGGAAGAGACAACUAUUGGGAGAGGAAAAUGUCGAAGAUGAUGACGAACCGAGCAUCAAAAAAGUAGUCAUGCAGCACUACAUAGAGCCACCGAUAAAGAAAGACGCGCGGCAUUGUAAGGCACCUCUAGUGGUUAAGCACCUGACGAAGAAGGUGAUGGAGGCUGCCAGGGAGGAGGCAUCGACAACGCCACCACCACAGUCCAACAGUCCCUUCCUGUGCCAAACACCCCUAUCGUCGGCCGGCACGACGCCUGCGCUGCGACAAACGCUAUCAGAUAGAGACGAGGAAAUCAAGUCGUUUGCGACAUUCAUAGGUAACAAGAUGAAAAGAUAUUCGGACGAGACGAAGAACGCCGUGCAGCAGGCGAUAUGCGAGAUCAUAUUCAAAGCGGACCAGCAAGUGUUCGAAAGCAGCAACUACGAAAAAUACACUCUCAUUGACGCAUCUGACCCGCUGGACAAGCACUUCGAGACGCCGGAAGUCAAAACGCAGAUAUUAUAUUCGGACAGUGAGUAGCAUUUGUGGAUUGCUUUCGAUCUAAUUCCUGAUCAUAUCACAAAACUUUCUGAGCUGCAUCAUUUGUUUAAAGUAUGUUGAUCGAACUUGGAAAGGAGAAUGAUACGAAUUAUUUUUUGGCAUCGGUUUUUAAGGAACUUGCAUAUACUAGAGUUUACUAGUGGUUGUCACUAGCAGCGCCAAAUUUAGCAUCUGGUGAUAUUGAAAUGUUCUUAAUUAAUGCCAAUCGGUAUUGUUUCUUGAAGUUGUCACGUCUCACGUUUUCAAGUAGUGUUUUAACGAUUGUCGCGCAUUGCAGUCGUUAGUUUUGGCAUUCGCCAUCGUGAUAAUUAAGUUAGGUAUAUUAUAAGAGUCUAAAAUGCGACAGCAAAGCUGACCUUUGUGGCAUUUCUAGAUAUAAGAGUUAUUACUUGUAACACAAGACUGUAAAUUAAACUUAAGAUUUAGGCUUAAGGCGUCUCGACUAAUAAAUUUGCUAUUUUAAAUACAAAUAAAGUAUUUUGUAUACCUUUAUAAAAUCCGAAGACAAAACAGGUAAUAAAUGUUUCUUGAAAGAAUAUUUUUUGGAAGUAACAUUUAUAUUAACAUACUGAAGAUUUAUGAAAUAUGAAUUAUUUCAAUUACUUAAUUAUUUGGCUUUUUCUGCUCACUGUCAACUCGGAGUCUAGAAUUUGUGCCCGAUAUGGCGAACAUAGGCCAAAAGUCGGUGCCCUUAUUGCAUAUCUUCCUACCUCUUUAGGGAUAAAGUAUAUGUAUGUAUGUAAUAUUUGUUUGGGAAAAUUUGUAACAAGUACAUACCAUUUUCGAUAAACAUUUUUACAUAACUCAAAUAACUUACGGUUAAUUUUUCUACUUUAUGCACUGGGAUAUACCUCCUAUUAAUCAUUAAAUACCUGCUAAACGUGAAGGCGAGCGACACAAACAUCUCACCACUCGACCCCGCGCUUCUCUGACAAGUAAGUACACAAAACCAACAUCGUGUACUGAGCUUUCCUUAUGGUAAUCAAUUAGGGCGGCAGACAGGUCGAUGCGGCCAAGGAUAUCGGCAACAAAGGCGCGGAACACUUACGUAAUCACUCCGGUAUCCACCUACGUGCGUCUGGACAACUUCGCUAUUGUUCAGAGCGUUGUCGUCGUGUGCUUUCACGGGAUUGUGUUGUUUUUAUACAACCGAUUGUCGAUUGUGGUAUGGUACUGUCUCG
Molecule: messenger RNA, 2205 nt
Organism: Manduca sexta (tobacco hornworm)
Lineage: Eukaryota; Metazoa; Arthropoda; Insecta; Lepidoptera; Sphingidae
Exons: 3
Coding region: 149-1003 (284 amino acids)
Source: RefSeq, a predicted model, not a curated record